Amphiprion ocellaris (clown anemonefish) is the source of this 4147-nucleotide messenger RNA. RefSeq names its product ddb1 and cul4 associated factor 6 (gene dcaf6). Gene Ontology annotation, molecular function: protein binding. NCBI's taxonomy places the organism in Eukaryota, Metazoa, Chordata, Actinopteri, Pomacentridae. Gene Ontology annotation, biological process: positive regulation of transcription by RNA polymerase II. The transcript has 21 exons. The coding region runs from base 378 to 3251 and encodes 957 amino acids. Gene Ontology annotation, cellular component: Cul4-RING E3 ubiquitin ligase complex; cytoplasm. The record is from RefSeq and is a predicted model, not a curated record.
AGCAGGAAUAAAGCGGCUAGGCUAGCAGGUCGGACAGUUAGCAGCCGAAGACCCGGAGACCAGCAGCAGCAGCAGCAGGGUCAGGGUUAGAUAAACCCUGGAGGACGGCGGAGACCAGCAGCAGUCGGGCUAAAGUCUGGAGACCAGCAGCAGGGUUAGGGCUAGGUAAACCCCGGAGACCAGCAGCAGGGUUAGGGCUAGGUAAACCCCGGAGACCAGCUGCAGCAGCGAGUCUUUCCCUUCCAGCGAUGCUAACGCCGAGUGCCGCCGCCAGCUAACGACCCACGGGGACCGAGCUCCACGGAAAACCCACGAUAGAUAGAAGUUGACAUCAGAGGGUUAGCUUAGUUCAAUGUUAUUGACAAUUAAAACCACAGAUGGUCACGAUGUCCUGCUCUGGAAACCUGGUCUGGGAUGUAAAUAAACGCUUGAUUGGAUACAACCAGCCCAACAGCAUCAGGACCAACUACCUAGGUAGAAGAGAGUUCGUCCAGAGGCUGAAACUUGAAGCGACUCUGAAUGUACACGACGGCUGCGUCAACACUAUAUCCUGGAAUGACACGGGUGAAUACAUCCUGUCGGGGUCAGACGAUACGUUUCUGGUCAUCACCAACCCGUACAACAAAAAGGUCAAGAAGUCCAUCCGUUCAGGUCACCGGGCAAAUAUCUUCAGUGCAAAGUUCAUGCCGCACACCAACGAUCAGGAAAUCGUGUCGUGCUCCGGAGACGGCAUCAUCUACUACACCCACACAGAGAAGAGUCCCGACUACAACAGACAGUGUCAGUUCACCUGCCAUUAUGGAACGGCUUACGAGAUUAUGACGGUACCAAACGACCCCUACACCUUCCUGUCCUGCGGGGAGGACGGCACGGUGCGAUGGUUCGACCUCCGCAUGAAAACUAGCUGCACUAAAGAAGACUGCAAAGAUGACAUCCUGAUUAACUGUCGAAGAGCAGCGACCUCCAUAUCGAUCUCUCCGCUGGUGCCGUAUUAUCUGGCCGUCGGCUGCUCCGACAGCUCGGUGCGAAUCUACGACAGACGCAUGCUGGGCACCAGAGCCACCGGUAAUUACAUGGGCAGGGGAACGACGGGAAUGUGUGUUCGCUUCGUUCCUGCUCACCUGUCCAACAAGUCAUGCAGAGUGACGUCUCUGUGCUACAGCGAGGACGGUCAGGAGGUGUUGGUCAGCUACUCCUCCGAUUACAUCUACCUGUUUGAUCCCAAAGAUGACCAGGCCCGAGAGCUCAAGGGCCCGUCGGAGGAGAGGAGGGAGGAGCUGAGGCAGCCUCCGGUGAAGCGUCUCCGUCUACGAGGUGAUUGGUCUGACACCGGACCCCGAGCUCGGCCUGAGAGCGAGAGGGAGAGAGAUGGGGAACAGAGUCCAAAUGUGUCUCUGAUGCAGAGGAUGUCUGACAUGUUGUCUCGGUGGUUCGAGGAGGCCAGUGAAGCUCAGAGCAGCAGAGGAACUCGACCUCAGACACGACCCCGAGGAACAGCCGUCCGUCCAGAUGGGAACACUCCUGCUGCCCCGCCGGGAGACUCCAGUCAGGGGUCCAGUGCCCCCCAGAGGCCAGUGGCCCCGGAGGUGCCUGCCAGUCCUGCAGCCGCUGCCCCCAUGCCUAAAUCCACCUCCUCUUCCUCCUCAGGGUCUUCAUCAGCAGUCACAGCUCCUCCUCCCUCCAGCUCCUCCUCCGUGGAGAGCUCCGCCCCUUCCUCCUCCCCCCUCACCUCCUCCCCUGACUUGGAGCAGAGGAGUCAGGGCGACAGGACCGGGACGCCCACGGCCACGCCCACCUCUGAGCCUGCACUGUCAGAGUACGGUCCUCAUCGGCUGCCCAUAAGUUUAGUGUGUAGGCGUUUGCAGAGGUUGCUCCGGCUGGCCGACCCCCCAGGACAGGGUCAGCGAGUGGCCCCUUCCCCUUCUCCUUCCUCUUCCUCUGAGAGACAGUCCCAGAGAGCUGCUACCUCUGCUGCUGCCGCUGAGAUGCAACCCUGUACAGAUUCCCCCUCGUCUGUGGUAAACAAACAGCUGGGAUCUAUGACUCUUGAUGAACAGCAGGGAGCGGCAGAAGCUUCAGGUUCUCCUCCACAUGAAUCUGUUGGUGCCCCAGCCAGCAGCAGCCCUCCUACCUGCACCUCCACCUCCACCUCCUCCAGCCGACCCAGUGCAGCAGAGCCUGUCCUGAGCCUGCACUACAGCUCAGAGGGAACCACCACCAGCACCAUCAAGCUGGACUUCACUGAUGAGUGGAGCAGCAGCACAUCCAGCUCCAUGGGCAGCGGAGGUCCUAAAACCUCGGAGGCUGUUCAGAGCAGAGAGAGUCUGUCCAUGGAGAGCUCAGCGUUGGAGCAGGCUCCCUCUGAGUCCUCGGGGCAGCAGAGUUUUCCGGCCGCCUCCAACGAGCCGCCGUGUGACGCCUCCUGUUCCAGCGCUGCUCCGGUCCCGGCGGCCGGCUCCUCUGAGGGGGACACCACGGUGUCCUCGCUGCAGGACAGGAGUCCUCCGGAGGACACGGCAGGCUGCAGGAGAGCAGAGCCUCGGGCCGAGGAGGGAGAGGAGGCCCAGAGUCAGCCUGCACGGGGAAACCAGGACUCCGACGACAGCGACGACGAUCCCAUUCUCAUCCCGUCCACAAGGUUCAGAGGACAGGGACAGAGAUUUAAUUCCAGAGGAUCUGCAGUAGGAGAUAGGAUGAUCAGACGUUCAGCGGCGGCUCGUAUCCAGGAGUUGUUCCGCAGGAGGAAAGAAAGACGAGAGAUGGAGGAGAGCGAGACCCAGAAUAUCAGGAGGCCUUCGGUCAAAAUGGUCUACAAAGGCCACCGUAACUCCAGGACCAUGAUAAAAGAAUCGUGUUUCUGGGGCAACAACUUUGUGAUGAGCGGCUCCGACUGCGGACACAUCUUCAUCUGGGACAGACACACUGCAGAGCACCUCAUGCUGCUGGAAGCCGACAACCACGUGGUGAACUGCCUGCAACCGCAUCCCUAUGACCCCAUUCUGGCUUCUUCAGGGAUCGACUACGAUAUCAAGAUUUGGUCGCCGCUGGAAGAAUCGCCGUCUUUCAACAGGGUCCUCGCUGAUGAGGUAAUAACUCGAAAUGAGCUGAUGCUUGAGGAAACAAGAAACACAAUCACAGUCCCGGCCUCUUUCAUGCUGCGAAUGUUGGCCUCCCUAAAUCACAUCCGAUCAGAUCGACUAGAAGGCGAUCGCUCUGAAGGUUCAGGCCAAGAAAAUGAGGACGAGCAGUAGCCAGAUGGCAUUUUAUUUUAAAGAAAACACUAUUUCUUCUUGCUGUAUAGCACUUGAAAAAUACCUGAGAUUUGUACAAGUAUAGUAUAGAAUACUUCCUUUUGAAAAUUAGUGUAAUUUCUAGCCUCGUGUUUUUUAAGAUGACUUUCUUACUGAUGUUUGUGUAUGAGGAUAAAAGCUACAUCUGUGUGAAUGCAAAAAGAAGGACGUCAGUAUAUACAUACAUAUAUAUAUAUAUAUAUAUAUAUAUAUAUAUAUAUAUAUAUAUAUAUACAUAUAUACAUAUAUAUACAUAUAUAUGUAUAUAUAUAUAUAUACAUACAUACAUAUAUACAUAUACAUAUACAUAUAUAUAUACAUACAUAUAUAUAUAUAUACAUACAUACAUACAUACAUACAUACAUACAUACAUACAUACAUAUAUAUAUUUAUAAAAAUUAAGUGUGAGUAUAACGGCGGCUGGUGUGAAAGGAUGUUAAGUGCAAUAUUAUUUUGUUAGGAGAAGGUGAGCUUUGAUCAGUGUUAACGUUUGACAUUUUUGAAUUUGUAGCAAAAUGCUAAGAAAUGUUGAUAUGCUGCUCCGGCAGUUACGCAUGUGAAUAAAAACUUUAAGGAAAAAAAACAUAUCUAUGGUUCUCCUUCCCAGAUGUGUAACGUUAUACAAAAUGUGGGAAAAAUCUGCGCUGAAUAGAAGGGUCAGUAUAUGAUAAUGGGACUUUUUGUAUCAUAGUCGACAUUUUUGCAGUUUUCAGGCCUAAAACCAACAUGACAGCCUAGAACCAAACACCACAUGGCAUUUUAGAGAAAGAUUCUUCUAAAUAUUAGAUAUACAACUGAUGUCUAAAGAUAUUGUAGUAAACCUGUUGACUACUUUCUAUUAAAUAAGUCAGAAAGCC